AUGACCACGCCCACCCUCUCUAACGGUCUGCACGCCGAGGACCCGCUCGUCAAUGGGGUCAAUGGCAUUCGGACACCAAGGACUCGUCCCAUCAACGUCUUGAAGUUUGGUGGGACGAGUGUGGGAAAAUUUCCUUUAGAUAUUGUCAAUGUCGUCAAGUCUUGUUCCUCCAACACUGAUGUCGCAAUAGUCUGCUCAGCAAGAUCGAGCAGCACCAAAGCCGCCGGCACGACGAACCGUCUCUUGCGAGCAGCCACCGAGGCAGAGAACCAUGGAUCCCAUGGUUUCAAACGGUUAAUCCAAGAUGUUCGGACGGAUCACGUGGAGGCCGCUGAAACCUAUAUCCAGUCUGAGAAGAUACGGGCGCAGAUACGGACGGAAUUUGAAGACGAGUGUUCGUUGGUGGAGCGGAUAUUGGAAGCCGCUCAGACUUUGGGCGAGACGAGUCCCCGGUCCAGAGACAAAGUCAUGAGCACGGGAGAAAAGCUCAGCUGUCGUUUCAUGGCAGCGUUGCUGCAGGACCGAGGGAUUGACGCUGAGUAUAUUGACCUCGCGGACGUGAUCGACUUCAGAGUCUCCCACAGUCUGGAUCAGCAAUUCUACGACAACAUGGCAGCCGGGCUGGCAAAACGGCUCCAAGAUAUCCCUCCGGGCGUCGUGCCCGUAAUUACAGGAUACUUUGGAGCCAUCCCCCGAGGGUUGUUGACGACGGUUGGUCGAGGUUACACAGACCUGUGCGCCGCGCUGGUUGCCGUCGGCAUUGGAGCCAACGAGCUACAGAUAUGGAAGGAAGUGGAUGGUAUAUUUACGGCUGACCCGCGGAAAGUCCCGACCGCCCAGUUGAUUCCACGGAUCAGCCCAGCAGAGGCGGCAGAACUCACCUUUUACGGAUCCGAGGUCAUUCACCCUUCCACCAUGGACCAGGUCAUCCGCGCACGGAUACCCAUACGUAUAAAAAAUGUGAUGAAUCCGCGAGGGGGGGGUACCAUCAUCUAUCCAGAUUCUCCGUCGGAGCUGGCCUCGACGCUGUCAGGACACGACCCCAAGCUUUUCCGAUCGAGGAGCCCCAGCCAAUUCACGGAGGGAGACAAGCCGAAGCGCCCGACCGCAAUUACCAUGAAACACAAGAUCUUAGUCAUGAAUAUUCAUUCCAACAAACGAGCCCUAUCCCACGGUUUUUUUGCAGGCAUCUUUGCGACCCUGGAUAAGUGGCGGUUGUCGGUCGAUGUGAUUUCCACCAGCGAGGUGAACAUGUCGAUGGCCUUGCACUCCGAAGCCCCCCUCUACACGGGAGGAGGGGACGAUGAAUACCAGAUCGUGGAUCACGACCUUCGGGGAGCCAUCGAGGAAUUGCAGAACUUUGGAACCGUCGACAUUAUUCCAGAAAUGGCAAUCGUCAGUCUCGUGGGUAAGCAGAUGAAGAAUAUGAUCGGCAUUGCUGGAAAGAUGUUCUCGACACUGGGUUCGAACAACGUCAAUAUUGAAAUGAUCUCGCAAGGAGCUAGUGAGAUCAACAUCUCUUGUGUGAUUGCAGAACGCGAUGCUGAUCGAGCUUUAAACAUCCUGCACACCAACUUGUUUACAUUCCUCGAACCCUGA
Molecule: messenger RNA, 1599 nt
Organism: Fonsecaea erecta
Lineage: Eukaryota; Fungi; Ascomycota; Eurotiomycetes; Chaetothyriales; Herpotrichiellaceae
Exons: 4
Coding region: 1-1599 (532 amino acids)
Biological process (GO): amino acid biosynthetic process
Molecular function (GO): aspartate kinase activity
Source: RefSeq, a predicted model, not a curated record